AUGACAGCGACGACAAGCAGCCCACCAACAGGCUGGCAAGCCUGCGACCGAACCGACACCCUCUUCGUGCUCGUCUGCACCGUAAUCUGCUGGCCCAUCAUCCCCGCCGUCGGCAUCGCCUACUCCGGCUACUCCUGGCGCCGCAACGGCCUAACAGCCUUCCUCCCCUCAAUCCUCACCAUCACCGUCUGCUCCAUCCAGUGGUUCCUGAUCGGCUACACUCUAGCGUAUGGCGAAACUGGUGCAGUCUUUGGCGACCUUAAAAAUGCAUUUCAUAUUGGUGUGCUGGAUCAGCCUGUUGGCACGAUCCCGGCGGUGCUGUUUAGUGAGUUUCAGUUGGUUUUUGAGGCGACGGUUUGUGCGAUUGCUGUUGGGGGGGUUGCGGAGAGGGGGAGGUUGAUGCCGUUGGUGCCUUUUAUUCUUCUGUGGUCGACGUUCGUAUACUGUCCUCUGGCGCACAUGGUCUGGGGAGGGGGUUAUCUUGGGGAGACGCUUGGUGUUCUUGACUUCGCUGGAGGCACCCCCGUCCACGUCUGCUCUGGCGCCUCAGCAUCCGCCCUGAGCAUCUACUUAUCCUGGCCCCUAUUCCGUUCCCGCAAAGCGAAAUCCCGAACACCCACUCACAUCGCUCUCCACGGCCCUGGUAACUCCUACUCGCAGAUCAUCGCCAUGGUUAUCAUCUGGGGCUCAUGGCUCGCUUUCGACGCAGGCACAACUUUGAGUCUCACCUUCCAAUCCGUCAUGGCUCUGUGUGUUACGAACCUCUGUGCCUCAGCGGGCGCUAUCACUUGGAUGCUGAUAACAUUCGCUGAGGAUCGCAGGUGGUCAAUCGACUCCUGUUUCAUGGGCGCCAUCGCUGGUCUGGUCAUGAUAACGCCCGCCGCGGGCUUCAUCGAUCUUCCCACCUCGCUCCUGUUCGGCGUUGUGGGUGCACUCGUCUGUCGCCAGGCUCUGCGGAUCAAAUUCACGGACUUCGCUCGACGAUGGAGAUGGGUCGACAACGGCGACACAUUCGCUACCCACUGUGUUGGAGGACUGCUCGCCACCGUCAUGACUGGGAUUUUCGCACAGAAGAAAGUCGCCGCGUAUGGAGGUGUUGAAGUUGCCGGUGGUGUUGUCUUCGACGGUAAUGUCAGGCAGCUGUGGGUCCAGAUCGUAGAGGCAGCCAUUGGGUUUGCGUGGGCUUUCAUCGGAUCUUACGUUAUCAUUGCUUUGAUCGAUUGCGUUCCUGGUCUUGAAGUUCUUGCGACGGAUGAGGAGAUUCGUUCGGGCCUUGAUUUCCACCAGACUCACGAGACGGUUUUUGGGUUUGAGAUGACUCAGGAGGAAGCUGAGUACUCGCCAAUGUCCAUGUCUACUGGGGUCCAGGUUGUCGAGUAA
Messenger RNA from Zasmidium cellare ATCC 36951, 1380 nucleotides. RefSeq lists its product as uncharacterized. The transcript has 6 exons. The coding region runs from base 1 to 1380 and encodes 459 amino acids. Gene Ontology annotation, cellular component: plasma membrane. NCBI's taxonomy places the organism in Eukaryota, Fungi, Ascomycota, Dothideomycetes, Mycosphaerellales, Mycosphaerellaceae. Gene Ontology annotation, biological process: ammonium transmembrane transport. Gene Ontology annotation, molecular function: ammonium channel activity. The record is from RefSeq and is a predicted model, not a curated record.